Messenger RNA from Megalobrama amblycephala (Wuchang bream), 1571 nucleotides. Its product is annotated as olfactory receptor 14J1-like. Gene Ontology annotation, molecular function: olfactory receptor activity; G protein-coupled receptor activity. Gene Ontology annotation, cellular component: membrane. The coding region runs from base 169 to 1128 and encodes 319 amino acids. The record is from RefSeq and is a predicted model, not a curated record. Lineage: Eukaryota; Metazoa; Chordata; Actinopteri; Cypriniformes; Xenocyprididae. Gene Ontology annotation, biological process: G protein-coupled receptor signaling pathway. The transcript has a single exon.
GGAAAUUGUGUACAUUUUCCUUUUUUUCUUAAUGCUUUAUUUCCUUAGGCAACAAUAAUAAUUGAAGCUUAAUGAAAUGUCUGCUUUAGCUGAAUAAUAAUGCAUUAAUAACAAUAAUAAUAAUAAUGUACUGCAUGAUAGUUGUUAAGGACUAUCCAUGAACUUGCCAUGAUGGAGAACAUGUCUUAUCCUGUGAUACUGACCCUUAUGGUGCCAAAAGAAACUAAAUCAUAUAGACAUGUAUAUUUUAUUUGUUUUCUUGCCUUAUAUCUCUUUAUAUUGUCUAUAAAUAUUCUUCUUGUUGGGGUCAUUUUCAUGGAGAAAGCACUUCAUGAACCAAUGUACAUAUUCUUGAGUCAUCUGUGUAUAAAUGGGGUUUAUGGAGCCACAGGAUUCUACCCUAAAAUGCUGUCUGAUUUAAUAUUGGAUUCAUAUGUGAUCUCCUUUCAUAUGUGUGCUCUGCAAACCUAUGUUAUCUACAGCUCUUUACUUUCUGAGAUCACAAUAUUAACAGUGAUGUCUUAUGAUAGAUAUGUAGCCAUAUGCAAACCUUUAGACUAUCAUUCCAAAUUAACUAAAAACACCUGUGUUAAAUUAAUUCUGUUUUCAUGGCUUGUUCCCAAUUUCUUUGGUGUUAUAGCCGCUCUGUUAGCAAACUUGAGGUCUAUUUGUAAAUAUCACAUUGACAAAUUAUAUUGUGACAACUGGUCAAUUGUAAAACUGUCGUGUGUGUCAUCUUUUGUAAAUAAUGUCUUUGGAUAUGCCAUUGCAGUCACAUUUGUUUGCUUUAUAGUUUUCAUCAUAGUGUCCUAUGUAAAACUGAUAUCUGCGUGUAAAGCAUCUUUAGAAAACAGAAGGAAAUUCUGGCAAACAUGUCUGCCACACCUAUUUACACUGAUAAAUUUCACUUUUGCUUUCCUUUUUGAUUUCAUGUAUAACCGAUAUGGUGCAAAUGAUAUUCCAGAGAGUCUGCGUAAUUUUUUGGCCUUAGAACUGGUUAUAGUCCCACCUGUUUUUAGUCCUCUAAUCUAUGGAUUAAAUAUUAGGGCAGUGCGCAAAAGAGUUUUUAUUUCAUGUGUUGCAGCAAGAGAAAAUGUUUCACAAAAGGUCCACAACUUAAUUAUGUAAAAACUGAUACAUGCUAAAUAAAUAAAUAAAUACAUAAAAUUUGGCUUUAUAAAUGAAUAGUGACAAACUUUUUAACAAGCAUAUUUCUGGUGUGAUGUAUGUAAAACUGUGAAAUAUUUUGAAUCUAAUGAACACCCAGCCUAAGCAUGUUGUCAAUGGCAUUGAUUCACAUAUCUCAAAUUGUACAAUCAUAUUACAACACUGUAUUUUUCAAUGGAAGUCAAAGGGAACAGACAUUGUUUGGUAACCAACAUUCUUCAAAAUAUCUUCUUUUAUCCUCUUAUCUUCUUUUAAGAAAAAAAAAUGCAUAGGUUUGUAACAUGAGGUAAAUUAUGACAGGUUUUUAAUUUUUUUGGUGAACUAUCGCAAUCCAAAAGUAAUAAUGCACAUGUGCAAGAAUUUAGCAGUAGGAUGAUUGCCUCAAAAUUCCAUUUAGUCUUUGC